GAGCGCGCGCGCCCCCGUUUCCGCGCGCGGAAAGCUCGGCUCUCUCUCAGCACGCGAUCCUGUCGCGCUCGGGACAAACCGUCUGCGAGUGUAUGAGUGAGAGAGAAAGCUCUGGGGCGGAAAAAAACCCCCAAACAAACCAAACAAACCCGGUGUUUCUUAGUUUAAAAGAAGGAAAGAAAAAAAAACACGAAGGAGAUUCAAGUCGAAAUAUUUCCGCGAGCAGAAAAAGAAGAAGAUAAAGCAGAAGAAGGAGAAGAAGGAGAAGAAGGAGAAGGAGAAGACGGUUUGUUGUUCCUCCGUUAACACAGCUCAGACCAUGAUGCAUCCGAGCAAGGAAGAACGAAUCCAAAUAAUUCUACUCAUACAAAAUCAAAGUCGAAGACAACGUAUUGAGCAAGUUGUGAGGUCACUGUUUAGUCUUGAGGAACUCUAAAACACACCACUAACUGCAGGGUGACCGUCUGACUUCCAUGGAUUUUCUUUUCUUAUCUUGAGUCGUGGAGGUAUCCGUGACAACCGUCCUGACGUUCCUCAUCCUUUACCGUUCCGACCUCGGAUCUGCAACAUCCAAAUCUCUCCAUUCGUCAGAGAGGAAGAUGAGAGCAAUCAUCUAGUAAAGAGGACUGAAGAGCAUGUGUCGUCGGACAGAAUGACUCAUUUAAGAGAAGAGAAAACUCCUGUGUUUUGCAGUGGAACCUCAUAAACCCACAUACGCACACACACACACACACACACACACACACACACACACACACACACACAGUCUCUAUGGCCGUAUUUGCAUAGCAGCCCUCGUGCUGAACUGAGGCUGGGUUUUUGCUGCGUUGUGAUUGGUCAGGAUGCCAGCGAAAGGGAAGUACCUGCUGAAUGAGCAGAAGCUGAAACAGGAAGCACUGUACAGGAAGUUCUCGUGCAUCAGCCAGUAUCAGCCUCUGGUGUUGCUGCUCGGACUGAGCGUGCUCACGUGUGCUACCCUGCUAGUGCUGUUUUUUAGCCUGCAACUGAGUGUGCACAACCAUGUAGCAUUUGUGGGCGUGGUUAGCUGUGCGCUGUUUGUGUUCCUGGCUGUGUUUGUGCUGGUCUGUGCCGAGGCGCUCACUCAGAAAUGGACCACGCUGUUGGGGCUGGUGGUGUGGGCUACACACCUCAGCAUGGGAUUUACCUUCAUCUAUUGCACAGAGCUCAUUCUUCCUUGGGACCAGGUGCCUUUCUUCCUCUUCAUCAUCAUCACGGUGUUCACGCUCCUCCCCUUCCAGAUGUGGUACGCCGUCAUCCUCAGCAUCGUCUCCUCCCUCUCUCACAUUAUUGUCCUGUCAGUGCACUUCACCUUAGUCAAGUCUCACCCGGAGCCUAAACUCACCAAUCAGCUCUUGUCGAAUGUGGUGGUGUUUGUGUGUGGGAGUGCAGUGGGCGCGUUUCAUAAGGUUCUAAUGGAGAAAGCUCUCAGGCAGACUUUCCAGGACACACUGCGCUGCCUCGGCAUCCGCAUGAAACUGGAGAUCGAGAAGAGGCAGCAGGAGAAUCUGUUGCAGUCAGUACUGCCUGUGUAUAUUUCGAUGGAGAUGAAGCUGGCCAUAAUGGAGCGCUGUAAAUGUAAAGAUAAGGAGGCACAGCAGCGGCUGGUCAAAGACAAUAACUUCCACAGUCUCUACGUCAAGAGGCACGAGAACGUCAGCAUCCUUUACGCAGACAUCGUUGGUUUCACUCGUUUAGCCAGCGACUGUUCUCCCAAAGAGUUGGUGAUCAUGCUGAAUGAGCUUUUUGGAAAAUUUGACCAGAUUGCCAAAGAGAAUGAGUGUAUGAGGAUAAAGAUCCUGGGUGAUUGUUAUUACUGUGUGUCUGGACUACCAGUCUCCUUGCCGAGACAUGCCAAGAACUGCGUCAAAAUGGGUUUGGACAUGUGUGAGGCUAUUAAGCUGGUUCGGGAGGCGACAGGAGUGGAUAUUAACAUGCGCGUGGGCGUGCACUCAGGAAACGUGCUCUGUGGCGUGAUUGGUCUACGCAAAUGGCAGUUUGACGUCUGGUCACAUGACGUCACCUUGGCCAAUCACAUGGAGUCUGGAGGGUUGCCUGGCCGGGUACACAUCACUGAGGCCACUCUGAAGCAUCUGAAUAAAGCGUACGAGGUGGAGGAAGGAAACGGCCACCUCCGAGACGCUUACCUGAAGGAGCUCAACAUCAAGACUUACCUGGUUAUAGACCCGCGGUCUAAGGACCCGUCUCAGAGCAGCAGUAGCAUUCCUAAGCAGCGUGUGAGUGAUGGUUUGAAGAUGCGAGCGUCGGUGAGAAUGACGCGCUACCUGGAGUCGUGGGGGGCCGUGAAACCCUUCUCCCAUCUCCAGAGCAGAGAGGGCUUCAUCACUGACACUGUGGUGAACAGCAAGAACCGCUUCAAGGACAUUCCUAUGAGAUCAGCGCCGUUAAAAAUGACAGAAAGCUUUGAUGAGUCUCUUGAGGAGUCCUUGUCCUUUCCCGCCCCUCCCUUCAGCGUGAAUAAGAAUAAAUCCCAGAAGACCAAGUUUGAUGAGCAACUGCACAAUGAGAUGAUCACCACCAUCGAUGAGCUGAGCUCUAGCAAGCAGUGGGUGAAGUCGGAGGAGAUUUCUGGUCUCACUCUGUGGUUCACUAAGCGUGGGCUGGAGAAACAGUACAGGACUACAGAAAUGCCUAGUUUUAAGUACUACAUCAGCUGUGCCACAUUUGUCUUCCUGUGUAUCUUCAUCAUUCAGAUGUUUGUCACCCAACAACCUACGCAGCUGGGAUUGGUGUUUGUGUUGUUGGCGUGUGUGUUACUGCUGACCCUUGCCAUUUGUUUUGCCGGUCACAUUCAGAAACUGUUCCCGGAAAAGUUAGAAUCCUGCCAGUGGUUAUCAGCCGUGUCCGAAGCUGUGGUCAAGAGGCCUUGUGUGCGUCUCCCGCUAGCAACUAUGGCUACAACAGUUAUCGUUAUCAUUGCCUUGUUCAACCUGUGUUUUAACCCAGUCAAUCCACACCCUGGUCAGGGAAAUGGAAGCAGCACGUUUAGUAAUAAUGAUCAUUUCUUCUGCUUGCCUUAUUCAGUGUAUAGCUGUAUCCUGACAUUACUGGUGUGUGGAGUAUUUUUGAGAGUGAGCUUCGAGCUGAAGGUGGCCUUCCUCUUUGUCGCCUCAGCCAUUUAUUACAUCAUCAUAGGCUGUACCCAGAAGGAUCUGUUCAACAAGUACAGCUGCUUGCUUUAUAAAAAAUUCAACAGUUGCAGUACUGAAGAACUCACAGAUUCACUGAUGAAUGGAGGGUUGAUGAAAGAUCCGCAGACUAUGAGCUGCAUCUACAUCACUCUGUUCCUGUUUACCAUGCUGCUUAUAUCACGUCAGGAUGAGUUCUGCAGCCGUCAGGAAUUCCUGCUGAAGAACAAGAACCGCACGGAUAAGGACGAGAUCGAGCUGUGUGAGAACUUGACGCGGCUGCUGCUGGAGAACGUUCUCCCAGCUCACGUGGCUGCGCUGUUCGUGGGCGAGAACAAAAAGAAUGAGGAUCUGUACUACAAGUCGUACGAUUGCGUGUGUGUGAUGUUUGCUUCAGUCCCGGACUUUAAGGAAUUCUACACCGAGUGCGACAUUAACAAAGAGGGACUGGAGUGUCUGAGACUGCUUAAUGAGAUCAUCGCUGACUUCGAUGAGUUGCUGUCUAAGCCGAAGUUCAGUGGCGUAGAGAAGAUUAAGACUAUCGGCAGCACGUACAUGGCUGCUGCAGGUCUCAGUGGGACACCUGGACAGGAGACGAACCAGGACCGGGAGCGGCAGCCGGCACAGAUCGGCAUCAUGGUGGAGUUUGCCAUCGCUCUGAUGGGAAAGCUGGACGGCAUCAACCGGCAUUCGUUUAACAGUUUUAGACUGCGUGUGGGAAUAAACCACGGGCCGGUAAUAGCAGGGGUGAUCGGCGCACGCAAGCCGCAAUACGACAUCUGGGGAAACACUGUGAACGUAGCCAGUCGAAUGGAGAGCACCGGAGAACUGGGCAGGAUCCAGGUGACGGAGGAGACGUCGGACGUGCUGCAGAAGCUGGGUUACUCGUGCGAGUGUCGAGGUCUGAUCAACGUGAAGGGCAAAGGGGAACUCAAAACGUUUUUUGUAUGUACAGACUCCAAUAAGCAGCAGGGAAUGGGGCUCAGCUGAAAGUGCUGACGUUCUCUCUCUCUCUCUCUCUCUCUCUCUCUCUCUCUCUCACACACACACGCCGCUGGAUGGGUAGGUUUUUUUUUUUUUUUUUAUGUUAUUUCUUGGAAUGUGAAUUGUUUUUUUUUUUUUUAUGCUGUUGUACAAGUCGGAGAGGAUUUUCAAACGUUGGAAGACUGGGACAGAAGCCUAAAAAACCCUCACAAAGCCAGAAACUUUGAACAAAUAUACACUUUACAGACUGGCUGAGACUGAACGUUCCCACCUAAUCCUGGAGCAAGUUUUUUUUUUUCUUCCCCUCCCCGCAGUGUUCAGUGACCUUAAACUUGUCUGCUCUGUUCUGAUCCUUAAAAACUGUGGAGGCAACAAACCGAGCUCACAGAAGAGGAACUUUGAGUGUUCUGAAUACUGCUGAUUGUCCCUGUAAGUCUUUGUCUUAAAUGUGACAUUACUAGCAAAUGAUGGGACCUGCACACUCAAACAUGAAGAGGACAUUUUAUUAUUAUUAUUGUUAUUAUUAUUAUUAAUAAUAAUAACUAGAACAUGAUGUGAAGCUUUUUUUUUUUUGUGAAGUUGUGGACAGACUUGUUGCUGAAUGACUUCAAACUGUUUCUAGAAAAACUCUUUGGCUUUUGAAUUUCAGUAUUUCUGUCAAUUCAUGUUGUCCUGAUCUAACAGGAAUUUAUGCGUCAAUGUUACGCGUCAAGACUAAGCAGGUCUAAACAUAAUUAACCUAGCAAAAAAAUAAAUAAAAUGCUAGAGUACAAUCAGUUUGAUUGCAAAAAAAAAAAAAAGAAAA
Pangasianodon hypophthalmus (striped catfish) is the source of this 4956-nucleotide messenger RNA. It is a transcript of the gene adcy7, whose product is annotated as adenylate cyclase 7. The record is from RefSeq and is a predicted model, not a curated record. Lineage: Eukaryota; Metazoa; Chordata; Actinopteri; Siluriformes; Pangasiidae. The transcript is spliced from 29 exons. Gene Ontology annotation, biological process: adenylate cyclase-inhibiting G protein-coupled receptor signaling pathway; adenylate cyclase-activating G protein-coupled receptor signaling pathway; intracellular signal transduction. Bases 843 to 4157 code for a protein of 1104 amino acids. Gene Ontology annotation, molecular function: adenylate cyclase activity. Gene Ontology annotation, cellular component: plasma membrane.